Molecule: messenger RNA, 596 nt
Organism: Alternaria alternata
Lineage: Eukaryota; Fungi; Ascomycota; Dothideomycetes; Pleosporales; Pleosporaceae
Exons: 3
Coding region: 1-507 (168 amino acids)
Cellular component (GO): membrane
Source: RefSeq, a predicted model, not a curated record
AUGGCAAUCAACUGGGUCCUCCCCGUGCGCGCUGUGCAAUUCGUCCUAUCCGUCGUCGUCCUCGGAUUGAUGGCAUAUGUAUCAUCAUGGUGGUCAACACACUGGCGCCAAUCCUCCCCCAGUGAAAUAAACUACCUCAUCUUCGCGCCCUCCUGGUCUCUCCUCUCCCUCGUCCCCUUACUCCUCCUCCAACUCGUACCAAAGUUCGAGAGUUUAAGGGACAAAGCGAGUGUGAAGUGGGCGCUACUUGGACUGGAAGGUUUGACAAUGUUGUUUUGGUUUAGUGGGUUCGUCGCGUUGGCUGUGUUUUUGAGUGGGAGGAUAUGCUUUGGCAUGGUAUGUGACGUAGCCCGCGCAAGUACAGCUAUCAGUGCACUUUCGUGGCUGGCAUGGGCUGUUACUUUCGUCUUUGGCGCUAUCAGCGUUGUCAAGGGGAGGAAUGGUAGUAUGAGCUUUGGAAACAAGGCGCCAAAGAAUAAAGAGGUAGAUAUGCACCAGGGUGUAUAGAGAGAGGGGGCAUGUCGGAGGCGUUUGUCAUGACGGUAUAUAUCGAUUGAGGGCUUAGUACGACAGUAUAUGAAUAGCGAUCAUCAGGU